AUGUAACUGCUGAUUAUUAAGCCAAAAAAUAGCCCCAGUCGAGGAUAUGGGUGAACCGAAGCAGAAGAUGAAGACGAAAAAUUUUCGGAAAAGAAAUAUAGAAGACGUAGUAGAAGAAGACCAAAUUCUAAGAAACAAUGGUUCAGAUGGCGAAGAAGAAGAAAGGCGAUUGGCGUUAGAAGAGGUGAAAUUCCUUCAGAAACAGAGGGAGAAGAAGUGGGGAAUUGCAGCAAUAAGUAGUAGCACAAUAGUGCAGCGUAGUGGUGUUGGCGGCGGCGGUGGUGGUGGUGGUUUGGUUGCAAAGAAAGCAAGCGAGAAGAACGAUGGGGAUGGGGAGAAAGACGAAUUGGUCUUGCAGGAUACCUUCGCUCAAGAAACUGCUGUCAUGGUCGAAGACCCCAAUAUGUUGAGAUAUGUAGAACAAGAGUUGGCAAAGAAAAGGGGAAAGAACGUUGACGUAGCAAAUCAGGUUGAGAAUGAAGUAAAACAUGCAGAGGAUGAAUUAUACAAAAUCCCCGAACAUCUUAAAGUGAAGAGGCGGAACUCAGAGGAAAGCUCUACUCAAUGGACUACUGGGAUUGCUGAGGUUCAACUCCCCAUUGAAUUCAAGCUAAAGAAUAUUGAGGAAACAGAGGCUGCCAAAAAGCUCCUACAGGAAAAGAGGCGCAUGGGUCGAAUGAAAACAGAAUCUAGCAUCCCUGCAAGUUAUAGUGCAGAUUAUUUCCAACGUGGCAGAGACUAUGCCGAAAAGCUUAGAAGAGAUCAUCCCGAGCUGUACAAGGAGAGAGGUGUAGAGGAUGCUGGUCAGGAAUCUAGACCAACUGAUUCUGGUACAGAUGCAGCAGGACGAAGGCAAGCUGCAACAGAUGAGUUCAUGCUUGAGCGCUUUCGCAAACGUGAACGCCAUCGUGUGAUGCGGAGAUAACACGCAGCUGAGAAUUCAUUGCAUCUCAGUGUCAGAUCAAAUAUGGUCUGUGUAAUGGAUUAUCACUGUGUGUUCUAACUUAUCCUGCACUUAUCAAAAGGAAAGCAAAUAAAUUAAAACCUAAAAAGAACAAAAAGCUUAUCCUGCCUCUAUAUGCUGGUUCAUUCAGCUACGUGCACACGGCCAUGAGAAAAGUUUGAUGCUUUUAUCUUUAUAAAUAUCUGUGGUGGUGGUCUUUGUAAUGAUUGAAAGCUUCCGGAGAUGUAAACUGUCAGUGACUAUUGUUGUGACUUGAUAGAGGAUACAAAAUUUGAUUCGUUA
Molecule: messenger RNA, 1246 nt
Organism: Camellia sinensis
Lineage: Eukaryota; Viridiplantae; Streptophyta; Magnoliopsida; Ericales; Theaceae
Product: integrator complex subunit-like protein
Biological process (GO): mRNA splicing, via spliceosome
Cellular component (GO): spliceosomal complex
Source: RefSeq, a predicted model, not a curated record